Molecule: messenger RNA, 549 nt
Organism: Echinostoma caproni
Lineage: Eukaryota; Metazoa; Platyhelminthes; Trematoda; Plagiorchiida; Echinostomatidae
Source: the annotation of a GenBank genome assembly
AUGGAUCUUGAGAGCCACAAGUCACGCCUGGCAGCUAAAGUUACCACAGACUUACUUGUGGCCAUUCUGCUUCACGUUUCUUAUUUCUUUGUCAAACUCGCUGGACACCCGACACGGGGUUUCUUCUGUGAUGACUACAGUAUCCGUUAUCCAUACAAACCAGAUACCGUUUCUUCUCUCGCUGUGGUACUUUAUGGCUAUCUGAUCCCACUGCUUACGGUAAAUUUCUAUUUUCGCACACUGAGUGAGUUAUCCGUUCAGAUUAUUCUUCUCGAACUCCUCAUUGCUGUUUAUCGACGUUUCUCACAAGAUGAAGAUGAUGCUUUUAAAGAGGCUUGGCCACCAAUAUACAAUUAUGGUAUAGCGUUUCUCAUUGCCGCCGGAUUGACUUUAGCGGUGACCACUGUGAUAAAAUACACACUGGGACGUCUGCGUCCGCAUUUCUUGGAUGCUUGCAAACCAGACACAUUCUCAACCACGUGCACGGGCUUUAUCGACAAGUACACAUGUCAGAAUACGAAUAAGAAAAUUGUGGAAGAUGCAUUGUAA